AUGACUUCAACAGUUUUCUUAAUUAUUCUUACUCAUAUUUUCUCUAUCUUUUCCCUCAAGUUUUUCCAAGAUUUUUUAAUAGUUAAUGUGGCCCUUCCGGAAUCUUUUUUUCUGUCAUUUAUUUGUCUUUCUCUUUUUUUUUCAAUUUCCAUUCAGCUUGUCAUAUUUGUUUGUUUCUUUCUUUUCGACAAUUUAUUUGUUCAAUUUCUCCUUUUUCUUCUCAUUUUGUUUUUAUUUUUAUUCAUUCAUCUAUUCAUUUUUCUUUCUUUCUUUUCGACUUUCUUCUCUUCCAUUUUCCUUUCCUUCUCCCUUAUCUACUCAUUCUGUUUUUAUUUUCAAUCAAUCUUUCUUUCUCUAUCUAUUUUUUUCGUUUUGAUUUUCUGUUUCUUUCAUUUUAAUUUCUUUUCUCAUAAUUUCUCAUUCUUUCUUUCUUUCUUUUUAUUUUUCUUUUCUACUUCCUGUUUCUUCCAUUUUCCUUUCUUCACCUACUCUUCUCAUUCAGUUUUUAUUUUCUUUCUUUCGUUUUCUAUUUUCGUCUUUUUUCUUUCCGUCUUUUUCUAUUUUUCAUCUUUUUCUUUCUUCCUUCCUUUCCUUCUUUCGUUCGUUCUUUGUUUUCUGGUUUUGAUUUUUCAUUCUUCUCUUUAUUUUUCUUCCAUUUUCUUUUCGUUUUUUUCCAUUUCAAACUCUCGUUUACUCUCUUUGAUUUUUCCUUAUGUUUUCCAUUUAUUUUAUUUGCAUCUUCAUUCAUCUAUUCUUCUGUCCUUUCUUCUCUCAGGUUGCUUUUUCCUUCUUUCAUUUUUAUACACUCUUUUCGUUUCUUUAUUGUAUUUUCUUUCUAUCUUUUUUUUUUACUUCUCUUUAUAUCUCAUAUCGUCUGGCCAUCCCUUUUCAAUACGUUUUCUUUUCCUCUCUUCUCUUUGUCCUUCGUUUUUUCUUAGUGCAUUUUUUCUUUUCUUCGCUUAUCAUUCAUGCAAUUAUCUCUUUUUUCUUUCAUUUUGUUCCCUCUUCUUCUCUUUUACUUUUCUUUGUUCUUCUGACUUUUCUUUCGUUAACUCCUCUUUCUUUUCCAUUUCUCUUCAAUUAUUUCCGAAAUCAUUUCCUGUUGGCCGAGAUAGUUACAACAAUAGACACUAUUCGCCCUCAGUUAAUAGGAAUUAUUUGAAGUCAGAAUCGCAGAACUGGAUUUCCUUACUAGUGCAUUUUUCUUUUCUUCGCUUAUCAUUCAUUCUAUCAUCUUUUUUUCUUUCAUUUUGUUCUUUCGUCUUCUCUUAUACUUUUCUUUUUUCUUCUGACGUUUCUUUCGUUAACUCCUCUUUCUUUUCCAUUUCUUUUCAAUUAUUUUCUUCGCUGGUGAUGAAGAAGUUUUUCUCAGCUUUAUUAUACCUUUAUUCUUUCUUUCUAUCCUUUCUUUCAUUCUUUCUUUCUAUUCUUUCUUUCUAUUCUUUCUUUCUAUUCUUUCUUUCUAUUCUUUCUUUCAUUCUUUCUUUCAUUCUUUCUUUCUAUCCUUUCUUUCAUUCAUUCUUUCUAUCCUUUCUUUCAUUCUUUCUUUCUAUUCUUUCUUUCUAUCCUUUCUUUCAUUCUUUCUUUCUAUUCUUUCUUUCAUUCUUUCUUUCUAUUCUUUCUUUCAUUCUUUCUUUCAUUCUUUCUUUCUAUUCUUUCUUUCUAUCCUUUCUUUCAUUCUUUCUUUCAUUCUUUCUUUCUAUUCUUUCUUUCUAUUCUUUCUUUCAUUCUUUUCUUUCUCAUUUCUUCUUUCUAUCCUUUUUCAUUUUUCUUUUUUCUAUUCUUUUCUUUCUAUUCUUUCUUUUAUCCUUUCUUUCUUUUUUUCUAUCCUUUCUUUCUUUCAUUCUUUCUUUCUAUCCUUUCUUUCUAUUCUUUCUUUCAUUCUUUCUUUCUAUUCUUUCUUUCUAUCCUUUCUUUCAUUCUUUCUUUCUAUUCUUUCUUUCAUUCUUUCUUUCUAUCCUUUCUUUCAUUCUUUUCUUUUAUAUUAUUUCUUUCUUCUUUCAUUCUUUCUUUCUAUUCUUUCUUUCUAUCCUUUCUUUCAUUCUUUCUUUCAUUCUUUCUUUCUAUUCUUUCUUUCUAUUCUUUCUUUCUAUCCUUUCUUUCAUUCUUUCUUUCUAUUCUUUCUUUCUAUUCUUUCUUUCAUUCUUUCUUUCUAUUCUUUCUUUCUAUCCUUUCUUUCAUUCUUUCUUUCCUUCUUUCUUUCUUUCUUUCUUUCUUCUAUUCUUUCUUUCAUUCUUUCUUUCAUUCUCCUUUUCUUUCAUUCUUUCUUUCAUUCCUUUCUUUCAUUCUUUCUUUCUAUUCUUUCUUUCUAUUCUUUCUUUCAUUCUUUCUUUCUAUUCUUUCUUUCUAUCCUUUCUUUCAUUCUUUCUUUCAUUCUUUCUUUCUAUUCUUUCUUUCUAUUCUUUCUUUCAUUCUUUCUUUCUAUUCUUUCUUUCUAUUCUUUCUUUCUAUUCUUUCUUUCUAUCCUUUCUUUUAUUCUUUCUUUCAUUCUUUCUUUCUAUUCUUUCUUUCAUUCUUUCUUUGUAUUCUUUCUCUCAAUUUUCUAUUUCAUUAUUCCUUUCUUUCUUUUUUCUUUCUUUCUUUCUUUUCGACCGUUUCUCUUCUCUUAAUUUUCUAUUUCAUUAUUCCUUUUUAUCAUUCUUUCUUCCUUUCUUUCUUUUCACUCGUUUCUUCUCUCUUAAUGACUUAUUCCUAUCUUUUUUUUCUUUCUCAUUAACACUUUUACAUCCUUCUUUUUUCCGAUCUUCUUCUUCAUUUAAUCUACUUCUCUAUCUAUCAAUUUUUACCAGUCACCGAAAGAGUUUCUUUGUUUCCUUUAUGACAUAUUAUUUUUUGUUUCUUCCAUCUUCCUUCAAGUGUUUCAUUUUUAUUAUCUAUUUUAACUUCCGUGAUUUCUAUCUUCCACCAAUUUAUGUGUCAUUCUUUCUUACCCCUAUUCCGAUAUCCAUGAAAUGUGCGUCCAUAUGUGUCUGUAUGUGCCUGAUGUGUCUCCUCAUUUUGUGUCUUUCGUUCAUUUCGUUUAUCUAUGCCUACGUAAUUUGCCGUUCCCAUACUGUCCAUCGCUUCUCGCCAUUUUUCUUUUCUCGCCACACACACACACUGGAUACCCUAAUUUUCUUUUUUUUUAAUAGUUUGUUAUUCGUUUUGUUGUUUCCUGUUGGGAUCUCAUUCGAUAUGAAGCUGUCCACAAGGCACGAUGACUCACUAAAGGUUGGAAUGAUGAAGGAAAAAAGAGAAAGCCGUAAGCCUGAUAUUGGAAGGCCGUGGUUUAUAGGUAGUAGGCAUGCGGAUUGA
This is a messenger RNA of Acanthosepion pharaonis, 3294 nucleotides long. The record is from the annotation of a GenBank genome assembly. Lineage: Eukaryota; Metazoa; Mollusca; Cephalopoda; Sepiida; Sepiidae.